Sphaerodactylus townsendi is the source of this 5465-nucleotide messenger RNA. RefSeq names its product myocyte enhancer factor 2A (gene MEF2A). Gene Ontology annotation, biological process: cell differentiation; positive regulation of transcription by RNA polymerase II; heart development. The record is from RefSeq and is a predicted model, not a curated record. The transcript has 11 exons. Lineage: Eukaryota; Metazoa; Chordata; Lepidosauria; Squamata; Sphaerodactylidae. Gene Ontology annotation, molecular function: RNA polymerase II cis-regulatory region sequence-specific DNA binding; DNA-binding transcription factor activity, RNA polymerase II-specific; histone deacetylase binding. The coding region runs from base 302 to 1900 and encodes 532 amino acids.
AAAGGGGAUUGGAAAUAGCUCCGGCUUUGCUGGGCCGCGUCGCCUAAAAAUAGCGCCCUGUGGGUAUCCGUCCGCCGGUGUCAGCCUCAGUUGGGGAGGCGGCAGCGGAGGAAGAGGAGGAAGAAGAAGAAGAGGAAGAAGAAAGGGGAGGAGGGGGCGGCGGCUGACGAGUUUCAAAAGCAACACGGUGAACGGGCUCUGACUUUAGUCCAGAGAGAACUGUCUACCAUGCGCUAGGACGCAGAGUUUGCGGAUUAUUUUACUUGAGUGCUUCUGAAUUAUAAAGAGGAAGACAGUGAAGAUGGGGAGGAAGAAAAUACAGAUCACGCGAAUAAUGGAUGAACGAAACAGACAGGUGACCUUUACGAAAAGGAAGUUUGGAUUAAUGAAGAAAGCCUACGAGCUGAGCGUGCUCUGUGACUGUGAAAUAGCACUCAUCAUUUUUAACAGUUCUAACAAACUCUUUCAGUACGCCAGCACGGAUAUGGACAAAGUUCUUCUCAAAUACACGGAGUACAACGAACCUCACGAGAGCAGAACCAACUCAGACAUUGUCGAGACGUUAAGAAAGAAAGGCCUUAAUGGUUGUGAGAGCCCCGAUGCUGACGAUUACUUUGAGCACAGUCCGCUGUCGGAGGACAGAUUCAGCAAACUAAAUGAAGAUAGUGAUUUUAUUUUCAAGCGAGGCCCUGCUCUGAACAAGAAGGAAAACAGAGGGUGCGACAGCCCGGACCCUGAUACUUCCUAUGUGCUCACGCCACAUACAGAAGAAAAAUAUAAAAAAAUUAAUGAAGAGUUUGAUAAUAUGAUGCGGAACCAUAAAAUCGCACCGGGGUUACCCCAACAGAACUUCUCAAUGUCCGUCACUGUUCCCGUGUCCAGCCCCAACACUCUAACCUACAGCAACCCCGGGAGUUCCCUUGUUUCGCCAGCGUUGGCUGCAAGUUCGACCUUGACAGACGCCACCAUGCUGAGUCCUCCUCAAGCCUCGUUGCAUCGAAACGUCUCUCCUGGAGGCCCCCAGAGGCCCCCAAGCACAGGGAGCGCAGGUGGCAUGCUAUCCACGGCAGACCUCUCGGUGCCAAAUGGAGCUGGUUCCAGUCCAGUGGGAAAUGGGUUUGUGAACUCGCGAGCUUCGCCGAGCCUUCUCGGCAGCACCGGCGGCGGGAACAAUCUCAGCAAAGUGAUGCCCACAAAAUCUCCCCCUCCCCCUGGUGGGGGCAGCCUCAACAUGAACAGCCGCAAGCCGGAUCUCCGCGUUGUCAUCCCUCCAUCCAGCAAAGGCAUGAUGCCUCCCUUGAACACGCAGCGAUUAAGCAGUUCACAGUCGUCACAGCCUCUUGCCACGCCGGUUGUGUCGGUGACGACACCAAGCUUGCCGCCACAGGGAUUGGUUUAUUCUGCCAUGCCAACAGCAUACAAUACAGAUUACUCCCUGACUAGCGCAGACCUGUCGGCUCUGCAGGGAUUUAACUCUCCAGGAAUGCUGUCAUUAGGGCAAGUAUCUGCCUGGCAACAGCAUCAUCUAGGGCAGGCGGCCCUCAGCUCUCUUGUGGCCGGUGGCCAGUUAUCUCAGGGUUCCAGUUUAUCCAUCAACACCAACCAAAACAUCAACAUCAAGUCCGAACCGAUUUCACCACCUCGAGACCGCAUGACCCCGUCCACGUUCCCCCAGCAGCAGCCGCCCCCGCAACAGGCGCAGCCGCAACAGGCGCGGCAGGAAAUGGGCCGCUCUCCCAUUGACAGUCUCAGCAGCUCCAGCAGUUCGUACGACGGCAGUGAUCGGGAGGACCCAAGGAGCGAUUUCCAUUCCCCCAGCGGCCUGGGGAGACCCCCCAACUCAGAAGACAGAGAGAGCCCAACGGUGAAGCGCAUGAGACUGGAUGCGUGGGUGACAUAAACUGCCCUGUUCUCCGCUCCAUUUCCAGCUUUUGAGUUCUCCCGACGAACAGCCCUGACAUAUCUAAAUGUAUAAAUAAGGACAUGAAAGGAAUAUUUAUAUGUAUAUACAUACAUACAUAUAUACAUAUAUAUCUUUGUAUGCAGAUAUAUGUGUGAGUGUGUGUAGCAAGACACAAAACUCAGCAGGCACUUAAUAACAAACUCCACAUGUAGCUGCAGAGGGCCUGUGAUUCAAUAAGAAAAAAAUAUAUAUAUACAAGAAAAGAUAUAUAUAUAUUUAAAAAGAGAAGAAUCCUCAAAGGUAUUGGGCUAAUCUGGCUGUUACCUGGGACUCAUUCCUUGAGAAUAAUGUAUCCUGUUUGCAAAAGAAACGUUGCACCCGUAUAUAAUCCUACCAAAUUAGAGGGCGGAGCCGCGGGGGCUCGCCUACCGUAGUUGUUCCCGUGUGUUGUUUCCAGACGCCGUACGGUUCUCUAGUCCACUUUGUAGCAGCAGAGCAGUAGGAAAAGAAAGCAAUAGUGUACAUAGAAUGAACUUUAUAUUACCCAAUCUAGCAUGGGUCUCUCUCGCAGGGAGUGCAUGGAGAAGGGCUGGCAUUAGUUGAAAUUAACCACACCCGUUUUUUGCACGUGCGGAAGAAAAAAGAAACUGAGGUCAACCAUGAUUUAAAAAGAAAAAACACAAAUGAAGAAAGACAAAAAGAUCUCGCAUGAAAUAUUCAGAAGAUAUUAGCCUAGGAGAUAAACCAUAAAAGAGAAAGUUUUAAUAUAUUAAGUUAUAAUUGGAAUAUGUUAAAAAAGGUUCCUUUUUUAUGUUCCUCCUUGCCUUUUUUAAAAAGAAAUGUAGAAAACCAGUUUUAGCCUCUGUCUAUUUUUUAUUAACGGAAACCAUACCCUCCUUGAAGACUAUAUAGAAAAUUAUAUACCGUACUUUUUGAACACAUUCUGCUAUGAAUUAUUUAUAUAAGCCAAAGCUGUAUGGGGGGGCGGGGGGUUAGCCUUUUUUGUAGAGUAUAGUUCUGAUUUUUUUUUAAAACUCUGCUUGUUUUCGGGAGAGGAAGGAAAAAAAAUACUUGCAGGCAGAAUCUGGGGGGAAAUUAAGCCAUGAAUACUUAUUAUUCUAUAUGUAAAUUAAAAGUUGAGCCAAACUUUGUGUACAUAGCAUCUUAAAUAUAUUAUCACCUUUUGGUGUAAGUACCUAUCUAUGUAUUGUACGUUCACCAGAUUUUAAAAGUAUAUUUUUGUGGAUUGACGCCAACUUGAAAAAAAGAAAAGAAAAAGAAAAGGCGAGGUCCUUAUUAAGUAGAGUAUUCACUGUUUAAUAUUUGCUAUUUUGUUCAAUAUACUGUACUUCCUUUGGAUUUUAAGUAAUAUCUGGAUUUUUUGCCGAGGGUGUUUUAAAAAGGGGUUGUCCCCCCCUCCCCCUCACUGGUGGUGAAUGUGUGCUGUUAAAACUGUAAUCUUUUUUGUGCUGUAUGGUAAAGCUUCAUUAUACAUUUUAUAAAUAUAUAUAUACAUAUAUGUGUAUAUAUACAUAUAUAAAUAUAUGUAUAUAGAUAGCAAAGUGAUAACUCCACCCCAUGUCGACACAUACGCAAAUCUGGAAAAAGGCAUUGUAAUAUGUUCUUUCAAGAUGUUAUAUUAAAGCUGCCUCGGGGGGUGGGGGGGGGCGGCAAAAACAAUCCUGUUGCUCACGUUGAAGUAAGGGGAAUAUGCAUCAGAGAAACAAUUUAUUUUUUCUGAAGUGGUGCGGAAGUUUCAAGACAAAUCAUACUCAAUAAAUGUUUCGAUUUUUAGCACAAUAAUCUGCCCCCCCCCCCCCCAAUGGCAGUGGUGCAUUGGGUAGGGCUGAUCCUUUAACCCGUAUUGUUUGAACACUAUGCUUGUGGAGGCCACAAAACUGAGGACUCCGUAAGCACGUAUCCACAUAUGUUUUAAGCAGCAUUGUUCUAAUAAGUUGGUCUGUUAACAUUUUUAAUACAUGCAACAGGGGCAUUUGUCAAAGUAAUAAUACCUGAAUCAACCCAGAUGCUCCAUUCCGUCUUGCAAGUGUUUGGCAAAUUAGUAACACAGAACUGUCAAAGUCUGUGUGGGAAACUGGAUAGAACCCAUCCAAGGAGUGGGAAAUAGUCAAGUUCAGAAUGGCAGGUAUUAAGCACUUGCCCGCGUAAACUCAGCGUUUCCUUUUGUGUAGUAUGUAAUGUAAAAUCUUUAGCCCUGUUCACGUUUUAGUCAGUGCAUGUACAACUCCUGCCUCUAAGUGCAGGUGCAUAUGUUUGUGAGAAAGAGCCAACGAGUUCCCUUUACAAACGAAACCGGGACCAGUACUUGGAUAGAUGUCGGUUUUAAGUCACGUGUUGAGCUGUACGUGCCUUGAAUGUAAUUUGAGAUUUGAUGCACGCAGAAAGAAAUAUCCCAUGUACAUGGAUUGUGUUCGUGUUCACUGCAAUUUGGAAUAGAACUUGUGAUUUCCAGGAAUAUGGUGAUUUAUUCAUGAGGGCCACCAAGCUCAGGCUUCCCCUUUGUGGGACCAGGAAUUUGACUCUGCUGUCUUUAUAAGAAGGGUUUAGAUUUCCCCCAGAAUUAAAUAUCAGCUGUGUUUUCCCAUUCCAGAUCCUGUGAUUCUGGAAACUAUGAGGUGGGGAUUGUUACUACUUAAAAACUGGGUUUAAAGAGGACCUAACUUUUUUAUCCUUGCAGAAUCUCUAGCUCUUAAAACGGAAACUUCUUUGGAAACGUUACAGUGGUGUGUAAACUCGUGGGGAGAUCUGGAAGUUUGGGUGGAGGAGGAUGGGAUCUUUUCUGCCUGAUUUUUUCCUUCAUUGUGUGACUUUAUUUUUAAAUUGAAUUAAAUACCCAGCCAUCUUUUAACGAAGAGGGUAUUCCCAGUUUUACUUAGUUGGCAUUCCCUUCCCACCUUAUGUAAAAACUGUAUAACAUGGUGGGUUUUUCCUAUUUGAUAGUUGCCUUUGAUUUAAAAAAAAAACCAUACAUGCGUAAGUCCCCUGGAUGCAUUUUUUCCAUUACGAUUCCUGAAUGGAUCAAGGAACUGAGAUCGGGGGCCUCUGCGUCCCUCUUGCUGAUGCAGAGCAGCAGAACAUCCGAAAGUCAACCUCUCCUCCACUUCCUCAAACAGCCCCCCCUCCCGAAAACCAAAUCACCACUUCAUGGAUCCAUCUGAUGCUCCAAAACGAGAUUGUUUCUCUGUUGCUCUGUAUGCACCCCACGUGAGCUGUACAUUCGAAUGGGAGUUCUUCAUUUUCACAUUUACUGUCUCAUUUCUUGUGUGCCUUAACAAGAUGGCUUUGUUGACUGUAUCUUAAUAAGUCUUUAUUCCUAUGCAGGUUUGUAAGAAGUUCCAUCUCCCUUGAAAAACAAACAGAACAUUUAACCUGAUGGCUUGUGCUCCCCCCCCCCCCAAUGUUUGACUCAAGCCAGCUAAGUGUUCACGAGUUCAGUCCUCAGAUUGUUGAAGCUCAGCCCGUCUCCUCGGUCUGAGAUCCGGCUCUGUCUUCGGUUGCUUCUGCCGUAGCAGUCAUUGCAUCAUGAAUGAAACACAGAUUU